AUGCAAAGGGCGUGGCCUGGCUGUCUUGCAACCAAGCGGUGGGUCCUCGGGGCCGUGACGCUGGCCAUCGGCGUCCCUGCGGCCAAGGGCGCCCAGGCGCAGGUGCCCUUUGGCCCCGUCGGCGGUGACGUGACCACUUACUACGACGGCAUCGUGUACCGCGUGCAGCUGCGUUACACAGGCCUCAGUGACGUGCAUACCAAUGUUGCCGAGCUGCGUGACUACCUCGGCGUGCUCGCGGUGGACUGCGACGCCGGCCCCGCCUUCGACGCCACCACCCUCGCGGCCUGUGGCGCUGAGUCCCCGUACAAAUGCACCAGCCAGGCCUGCCCGGGGGCGCGGUGGGUGGAGGUCGCGCUGGUGAACAACCUGGGCAGCCAGCGGGUCUUGUUCAACCUGCCCGGCGGUGGCCCGCAGGCGGCAUGGCUGAUCUUGACCCUCACCGUGCGCAUGCAUCCGAGCGCCACCAGAUGCGGGGCCCCCACGGUAUGCGCCCUUGACGUCGGCAAUGGCGACGUGUUGGGCAGCCCGCAGACCUCGGGUGGCGGCGAGAACACCGCCUGCCAGAGCGCCGCCCGGCCCGUGUUGACCGCGGUGUGGAUCGGCCCCACGCCCCCCGUCCAGGGGCACAACGUUGCUGGGGCAAGCCCUCGCCGAUCCGGUUGCGUUCGCAAGCAACAUCGCCUGCGCCCAGGCCUGUGGGAUGGCGUCUUUGCCGCCUUCGCCAGCGUCACGGCCGUGGGUGGCUUUCUCGCCCAGCUGCAGGUGGCACCAGUCGGCUUGCCCGACCCGCCCUCCGGCGACGUGGCGGUGACGCUGGGCACGCCGCCCCUGGCGACACCUGUGCGCCUCGGCAUCGAGGUCGAGCGGGCGGUCACGCGCCUCAGCGUGGCGCUGAGCCUACCGGGGCAGGCGGCGGUCGCCAGGGUGCUGGUGGCCGCCGCCGUCGAUGGCGCCACCAACGCCAGCGGCGGCGAGGAGCCGAGCCGCGCUACCUUCGAGCGCAUCGCGGCGCCUUUGUGCGCCGAGACCGCGCCCGAGGUGGUGCUCGCCGUCUUCCCCGAGGUGCGCAUCGUGCUCACCAGCGACGUCGCCGCGGUGUGCCCCGGCAACCUGGUGCACCUCAGCGCCAAGAUCGACCAGCUCGCCGGCGGCAGCCUGGGCGACCUGCGCUUCAGCCUGCGCCCCGGCGCCGGCGUCAAGAGCCUGUGGCCGCUCCGCAGCGUCGCCGCCGGGGUGCAGGUCGAUGCGGUGCCCGACGGCUUCGCCCUCCCCAGCGCCAGCGACUCGGCGGGAGCGCUGGGCUGGGUUCUCAUGGCCGGUGGCGGCCUGGGCUACGGCAGCCUGGCGGGGACCUUGGAGGCGGCGCGCGGCAGCGCCAGGGUGGCGCCCUCCGUGCUGCAGAUCCCCGGGGCGUGUGAACCCGACUUCGUCCAGGCCACCCUCGCCGGCCGGGCGUUCGUGGACGAAAACGGCGAUGGGUUCGCUGGCCCAGACGAGGCCGGCCUUGCGGGGGCCAUGGUGGCCCUGUCAGCCGGGGUGGACGCCCGCACCGACGCCAUGGGCCACUACCACAUCACCUGCCUUGCGCCGGGCCGCCACGCCAUCAAGCUGGACCCACCGCCCACGCACCCUGCAUGCAGCCUCGGACGAUGCUUGGAGUGUGCUGGAAUCGCACAUUCUGGGGUGACUGCUGCGGCCCAUCUGGAUUGA
Molecule: messenger RNA, 1713 nt
Organism: Auxenochlorella protothecoides
Lineage: Eukaryota; Viridiplantae; Chlorophyta; Trebouxiophyceae; Chlorellales; Chlorellaceae
Exons: 3
Coding region: 1-1713 (570 amino acids)
Source: RefSeq, a predicted model, not a curated record